Molecule: messenger RNA, 1800 nt
Organism: Loa loa (African eye worm)
Lineage: Eukaryota; Metazoa; Nematoda; Chromadorea; Rhabditida; Onchocercidae
Product: aspartyl aminopeptidase
Exons: 11
Coding region: 214-1641 (475 amino acids)
Biological process (GO): proteolysis
Molecular function (GO): aminopeptidase activity; zinc ion binding
Source: RefSeq, a predicted model, not a curated record
UCCAAAGAGAAUGUCUCCACGAACUUUUUGCUAUUAACGAACUAUUGAAGGAUGAAGUGAUGGCUCUCAACUUACUUUUCUCUUACCAUUUCCAAUUAUUAUUAGUUUGAAUUUACUUUGUACAUAGUCGAAUAUUAUUAUUAGUCCGUUAAUUAGUCCAUUUUGGAUGUUUUUCCAAUAUUAAGUUCUGCUAAAGUUAUCAUCGUACAGUUGAUGAGUUCGUGGCAAGCAAGCACUGAAGUCAAGAAAGCGGCCAAGGAUUUUGUGGCUUUCCUCAACAAAGCUGUGACACCUUUUCAUGCUGUCGAGGAAAGCGCUAAUCGAUUAAGAGAUGCUGGAUUUCAAGAACUGAAGGAAUACGAACACUGGAUCAUUGAACCGUCGAAAAAAUAUUUCGUGACGAAGAACAAAUCGACAAUUUUAGCUUUUGCUGUUGGUGGGAAAUAUCGACCAGGUAAUGGAUAUUCUAUGGUUGUGGCUCACACCGAUAGUCCAUCACUGAGAGUAAAACCAAUUUCAAAACUAUGUGGUGACAAAUACUUCCAGGUUGGCGUUUCAACGUACGGUGGAGGAAUAUGGCGGACUUGGUUCGAUCGCGAUCUAAGUAUUGCAGGACAAGUAAUAUACAAAAAAGAUGAUGCUAUUAUGCAGAAAUUAGUGAACAUUGAUGCUCCUAUACUUUUCAUACCAAAUUUAGCAAUUCAUUUCACUUCUGGCUCAGACCGCAACAAAUUUGAGUUCAAUAAUGAGACCAAUUUACGACCUAUAAUUGCCACUCUCGCAGCCGAAAAUCUUAAUAAAAUGAAUACGAAUGCAAAAGAAUGCUCGGCCGAUGUUGGCGAUAACGUCAGCAGUGUGAUAAACGAUCAUCACAUGAUAUUUCUCGAUACAAUAGCGAAUGCUGCUGGUUGCGAACCUGUUAACAUAUUGGAUCUUGAUUUAUAUCUCUAUGACCAUCAGAAAGCGACGAUUGGAGGAGUCUAUGAAGAAUUUAUCAGCGGUCAAAGACUAGACAACUUGGUUGGUGCAUACACUUGUAUCUCGGGACUUUUGAAGAGUGUCGCAACGGAGAACGCACUUGCUAACGAAGAAUAUAUUAGAUUGGCUGCCUGUUAUGAUAACGAAGAAUGCGGAAGCGACUCAGCACAAGGCGCUGCGAGCAGCUUUACCGAAUGGGUUCUAAGACGUUUAGCAGCAGGUCAUUCACAAACGGCAUUCGAGGAAGCUAUGGGAAAAUCAUUUUUGAUUAGUGCAGAUCAAGCACAUGCAGUGCAUCCCAACUAUAGAGAAAAACAUGAGGAAUGCCAUAAACCAGACCUCCAUGGAGGUGUCGUGGUCAAGAUAAAUGUUAAUCAGCGUUACGCUACUACGGCUACUACACAUAGUGUUUUGAAACAAAUUGCAAGUCUGGCGGGUGUACCGCUGCAGAAAGUAGUAGUUAGGAACGACAUGUCAUGUGGUUCAACGGUCGGACCCAUACUUUCCACUCGCUUGGGUAUCCAAACAGUGGAUGUUGGUUGUCCACAACUAGCAAUGCAUUCUAUACGCGAAUUGACGAGUACAUCGAGUAUCCAUCAGGCUACUACACUGUACUCAGCCUUCUACCAACAAAUUCCGCAUGUUUUGGCAUCCAUUUCAUGAAGAGAUUAGUGAUUUGCUUAUUGUUAAUCUUUGUCAGUUGUUAUUAUUGUACUAAUUUUUCAUUUCUGUUUCUUACUGGUAUAGUUUUCAAAAAAAAAAAAAAAAGACAAGACUUGCAAUGACAUGGAAUAAGCAUAUGGAAUAAAGUACUAUCAACUG